GGGGAUUCGAUUCUAUUCAUAAUUCCAUCCGAUUCGAAACAAAAGCAUCAAUCCUAUCUUUUGUCAAAUAACUUAAAUUGUCGCGUUCUCCUUAACAUCGAAUGAAUACAAACCCCUCUUUCUCCAUAUUUUGCGUCUUUCGUCUUAUCCUGUGAACAGCUUGUACAUACUAAUAAAUACAAUUAAAACAUCCUCCCCGGACCAUGGUUGGUCCUAGUCAUCUCGAAAACCUCCCUGAUGAGAUCUUCCUCCAUAUCUUAUCUUUCCUAGAAGCCCGCGACGUCGUUAUCCUCCAAAGCGUUUCGAAACAUUUCCUAGGAUUGUGCCGAGAUGGCAACUUCUGGCGUAACAAAUGCCUCUCCACCCCUUCUGUUCGCGAACGCAUUAGAUUAUUUUGGUCCGGGUCUGAUUGGAUCGACGAAGAGGGCGCGACCUUAAGCGGCGCGCCUACGACGGGAGAAGGAAGCCAAAUAGAAGACCAAAACGAAGUGCAUUGGAGCCGUCUCGAGAGCUUGUCUCAGUUAUCUGCUAAGAGGAGGAAGAGGGAGAAAAUUCGCAUCGCUGCGAAUUGGGACCCGACAUUUCCAAACGAAAAUACGAAUUGGUACAAUGAAUAUAUUCAAAGAUAUGGUCCCAUUGCUAUCAGCUGGUUCGAACAACCCCAGAUUCCAAAUGGUUCUCGGAGAGACCAAAUAGAUGUCAGCGGAGCUGCCUUAUACAGUCCAAACUCGACCGGAAAUGAACUCUUUGCCGUGUCGCCACUUGAAGAUGGCUCGAUCUGUUUGUGGGACGUAAAAGGUACUCGAUGUAGGAAAGGGUCGAUUCUAUUGAAGUCUAGCCCUGGUCUUUUGUGCGCUGAUGGCUCGGGAGCCGAUCUGUUAAGACGCUCUAAGAUGACCAACACGGGGGUGACUGAGUGCGUAAGUGUCGACAGCAAGAAAAACAUGGCUUUCUUCGCCGUCCAGAGUCGUCUUAUUGAGGUCGAUCUUGAAACAUUACAAAUCGUGGGCAAUCAUCCUUUCGAAUGGUCCAUUACUACGCUCUCCGCGGCUGAUCCUGGUGUUCCUUUAACGGUGGGGACAGUUAAUGGACUGCACUUGCAUGAUUUUAGAGCGAGAUCUAAAUAUCGAGAAGAAUAUCAAAUUCGAUUAGAUGCUGUUAGAAGGAAUGGUCUGCGGGACUUCUCUCACGUCCUAGACCCGAGGCCUCUUGACCCUUAUGCUUCUCUUGCGCAGUCGGGCCCGCAGAGUAUUCUCCAUCUCGAGCGCUCUGGAGACGGCAGUCAACUCUCCGACGACAUAUUCGUAGCCGGCCGGUUUUCUAAUAUUCUACACUACGACCGGCGCAUGUUUCCCGCAAUCAGAGGCUCGAUUCACUCGGGCGCAAAGCUCUGCAGCCUUACAUCGCUUCCUUACCCUUUCUCUAGCCUCAACAGCGAUCUGCGUCGCCGUUUUCAACUGUCCGAGGAACAGGUCGAGAAAUCUAAAAGCGUAACGGGUGGGAGAACCCUGAUAGCGUGCGGCGAAUACAAUACCAAAGGGUCGCUCGAAUUGUACGGCCUAUCGUCCGGCUCCAGUAAUGCAUCGCAGCCACGGGUUAUCCAUGAAUCUACCAUGAAGAAUCGGCAAGCGGCUUCCCAGUCGAAGCUCCUCUCCGUCAUCAACCACGGCACUCGACUUGUCUUCUCCGACGGACAAGGUUACUUGAAGUGGGUCGAACGGGACGGUUUUACGGAGGUACGCCGCCACAAGAUCGGCAAGUCCGAAAGGAUAAUCCAUCGCUCGUUAUUUGGGUCGAUGCCCGGGUCGGAUGACAUAGCGCGAAAAAUCCUCUCUACCCGGACACCUGGGCAGGAUGGUGAAGCCCGGGUCAACGACGACGAUAUCCUAUUUUGGACUGGAGAGAAGCUGGGGCUGCUCAGCUUCUCAUCCGAGCCUGGAUUUUCUCCGGAAGAUUUCGAUGAGCACCCGAGGACGCCGGAAGAGAUUGCGGCAGAAGAAGAGGAGCAUAUGUACGCCGAGAGGAUGAGGCUAGCCUUAGAACGACAGGCGAGAGACGUCCGAUUUGUUCAGAACCUUGGAGCCGGAAAUAUCCACAGCGGAAUCUAAAGUCCUGGCACCUGAAAUGUUUCUGCCUCGAAUCAUAACCUUCUCACCAUGUUGAACAAGGGAAGAAAUUCAACCACGUCCACGUCACGUCGCCUAAUAAGCGGGUAGGCUGUUAAGAUUUUUUGAUUACCUUACUCUUUACUAGAGGUUGAGUCAAUGAUCUCACUACGUAGGCUUAAUGAGAAGGGAUCGGCAGACUCGGAAGUUGAGGAAACUUGAGGCGGGAUGCUUUAUCUUAUCACGAUAUUUCAUAUGCCAUUGGCUAUCCAAGGUCUCGGAGGCAAAAUUGUGUACCUCUCAAAUGCAGGUGGACCGUUGGCACUGGACCAAAAAAGGACGUCAGUCAAGGAAAAAGAUGGGGGUUAUGAGGGGGGGUUUUUAGACCUUGGUACAUACAGCGAUCCUGUGAUAUAUUUUUUUUACUAUUUUAUUUUUUCAACCUAAUUUCUCAUUCUUUUUUGGUCUAUCUUUACGC
Annulohypoxylon truncatum is the source of this 2583-nucleotide messenger RNA. Its product is annotated as F-box domain-containing protein. Gene Ontology annotation, biological process: protein polyubiquitination. Gene Ontology annotation, molecular function: protein binding. The transcript is spliced from 3 exons. Lineage: Eukaryota; Fungi; Ascomycota; Sordariomycetes; Xylariales; Hypoxylaceae. The record is from RefSeq and is a predicted model, not a curated record. Bases 204 to 2108 code for a protein of 634 amino acids.